This is a messenger RNA of Haemonchus placei, 981 nucleotides long. The record is from the annotation of a GenBank genome assembly. Lineage: Eukaryota; Metazoa; Nematoda; Chromadorea; Rhabditida; Trichostrongylidae.
AUGUUUUCACUCUCCCUUAUUUCUAGCUUGAUACUCAGUUUAUUGCAGGCAUCAGACGAGUCCUACGAUGAUUCGAGAGGCUCAACAAACCUGCUACUGAUAUUGGGACUGGGCGCUUUGGCCGUGCUAAUUAUCAUCGUCAUCAUUGCUCUUGUCCCGAUCUUGAUUAAAUAUCGCCAGAAGCGACGCAAGAAACGGCUUGAAAAGACGUGGGAUCAACGUGUAAAGCAGGCAGGAGAGGAAUUGGAAAGACAAAAGAAAGAAAAAGAAAAGAAGGAAGCAAAAAGUAAAGGAGAAAGCUCACAAGAGUCGUCUACACCGAAUCCUUCCCCUGGUGGAAGAGAUCCAUAUGAAGCAUUUGUAUCCAAAAUGGGGCAUCUGGAUGAGAAAGGUGCAGGGCUUUAAAUGGAAGUGAUUUAGGCUAUAACGAAACAAGAGCAUCGCUUCUGUACCGGUAGUUAUGGUUUUACACGAACAGGGUACAGAAAGUAUCGCCUAUCAAACCCAUCAUUUUGGUACGCUGAUGUGAAUUCUCCAUUGCGUGUGUUCUGCGAAAUUUUUGACGACUCACCUCCCAAAGAACACGAAAAAAUAGAAAGAGGAAAUGUGCGAGAUACUAAUAUAGCAUCUGUAAUAAAAGGAACAGCUACAUGUUAUUGCAAUACUUCAAUUAUAUGCGCUACCCAAAAAGACACAUUCAAGGAUUAUAUCUCUAAGGCCGGUAGAACAGAAAAAAGAGUUUUGCGACGUUUCCUAAAAUCAGAUGUUCCUGAAGCGGUAGAUGAGUUGCAUAAAUUCAUGGCUACUAGUCUACCGGAAACCACGAUCGAACCAACUCCGUCCGCUGGAGUAGAAGCAGUCAAUGAGAGUGCAAAUCCAGAAGGUUCAAAUCAGGAAGGACAGCACUCAGAUGCGAAUGCGGUACGUGUUGGAAUUACCGUAACUUGUACAUCACGACGGGAACAGAACUCUGCAAGCUAG